Naegleria fowleri is the source of this 1131-nucleotide messenger RNA. RefSeq lists its product as uncharacterized. The transcript has a single exon. The coding region runs from base 1 to 1131 and encodes 376 amino acids. NCBI's taxonomy places the organism in Eukaryota, Heterolobosea, Eutetramitea, Acrasida, Naegleriidae. The record is from RefSeq and is a predicted model, not a curated record.
AUGUGGAGGGUGGGUUUGGGUUUGGGUUUGGGUUUGGGUUUGGGUUUGGGUUUGGGUUUGGGUUUGGGUUUGGGUUUGGGUUUGGGUUUGGGUUUGGGUUUGGGUUUGGGUUUGGGUUUGGGUUUGGGUUUGGGUUUGGGUUUGGGUUUGGGUUUGGGUUUGGGUUUGGGUUUGGGUUUGGGUUUGGGUUUGGGUUUGGGUUUGGGUUUGGGUUUGGGUUUGGGUUUGGGUUUGGGUUUGGGUUUGGGUUUGGGUUUGGGUUUGGGUUUGGGUUUGGGUUUGGGUUUGGGUUUGGGUUUGGGUUUGGGUUUGGGUUUGGGUUUGGGUUUGGGUUUGGGUUUGGGUUUGGGUUUGGGUUUGGGUUUGGGUUUGGGUUUGGGUUUGGGUUUGGGUUUGGGUUUGGGUUUGGGUUUGGGUUUGGGUUUGGGUUUGGGUUUGGGUUUGGGUUUGGGUUUGGGUUUGGGUUUGGGUUUGGGUUUGGGUUUGGGUUUGGGUUUGGGUUUGGGUUUGGGUUUGGGUUUGGGUUUGGGUUUGGGUUUGGGUUUGGGUUUGGGUUUGGGUUUGGGUUUGGGUUUGGGUUUGGGUUUGGGUUUGGGUUUGGGUUUGGGUUUGGGUUUGGGUUUGGGUUUGGGUUUGGGUUUGGGUUUGGGUUUGGGUUUGGGUUUGGGUUUGGGUUUGGGUUUGGGUUUGGGUUUGGGUUUGGGUUUGGGUUUGGGUUUGGGUUUGGGUUUGGGUUUGGGUUUGGGUUUGGGUUUGGGUUUGGGUUUGGGUUUGGGUUUGGGUUUGGGUUUGGGUUUGGGUUUGGGUUUGGGUUUGGGUUUGGGUUUGGGUUUGGGUUUGGGUUUGGGUUUGGGUUUGGGUUUGGGUUUGGGUUUGGGUUUGGGUUUGGGUUUGGGUUUGGGUUUGGGUUUGGGUUUGGGUUUGGGUUUGGGUUUGGGUUUGGGUUUGGGUUUGGGUUUGGGUUUGGGUUUGGGUUUGGGUUUGGGUUUGGGUUUGGGUUUGGGUUUGGGUUUGGGUUUGGGUUUGGGUUUGGGUUUGGGUUUGGGUUUGGGUUUGGGUUUGGGUUUGGGUUUGGGUUUUGGGUUUUGGGUUUGGGUUUGGGUUGGGUUUGCUUGGAGCACAUGUAACUGA